Molecule: messenger RNA, 704 nt
Organism: Hibiscus syriacus
Lineage: Eukaryota; Viridiplantae; Streptophyta; Magnoliopsida; Malvales; Malvaceae
Product: glutaredoxin-C13-like
Exons: 1
Coding region: 198-506 (102 amino acids)
Cellular component (GO): cytoplasm; nucleus
Source: RefSeq, a predicted model, not a curated record
CAUGGGAGCUUAAAUUUCCAGCAACCUCAAGCUUUGAACAUUUUUCUCUCUUUCCCCACUUCACUUUCUCAUUAGUCCAACCUCCUCCCACCACCAUUGGAUCCACUGCUCUUGGAAAUCGGUCCGACUGUCCUUAAUCUCAAACUAGAAACAUUUUCUUAAGUAAACAUUUUGAUCAAUUACCAGGAUUUUUCGACAUGGACAAGGUGAUGAGGUUGGCCUCAGAGAAUGGAUUAGUGCUAUUCAGCAAGAGCUCAUGUUGCUUGUGCUAUGCGGUCAAGAUUCUAUUCCAAGAGAUCAGGGUGACCCCGACGGUCCAUGAGCUCGAUCAAGACCCCGAAGGGAGGGAAAUGGAGAGCGCGCUCUCGAGGUUGGGGUAUAGUCCGCCGGUUCCGGCCGUCUUCAUAGGUGGAAAGCUGGUGGGUUCCACCAAUGAAGUCAUGUCCCUCCAUCUAAGUGGAGGGCUAAUACCUUUGCUCAAGCCAAAUCACUCUAUGUUAAAUUAAGCACUUUCAAUUAUCACGCUAAAAAGGAAAAAAAACUAAAUAAAAUUGGCUAAAAUUAAUCAAACUGCUCACUUUGAGGAGUGGUAAUGUGUAUUGCUGUAGUUUGUGUAGCUUUCAUUGUCUCUCAUGUGCUUUGUACGUAUAGCUCUUGAUUAGCUUGUAACAUGUUUUAUUCUUAAAUUAAUGAAGUCAACUUUA